AUGGCAAUCACAGAGCAGUAUGAAGAUAAGGAGGCUUUGUCACUGAAGGAGAUGUUUGAAAAGCUUGAAGCAACUUCCAUGGCUCAUACUCACCCUCUCACAACUCCCAUUCAAUCUUGUUUCAGAUGGGAUUCUCUCUUCACACUUCCUCCAUUUACAAAGCAAAAUAUGAAGCUCUAUGGUGUAGCAUUCAGAUCGGUCAGGAAAUCAGAUUGUGUAGAUGAUGACAGUCUGCUCUAUGCAGCAGAUGCCUCAGCCUAUCAAGAGGUCCUCACAUCUGGAAAAUUAAUUGGGUACUGGUAUGGAACGUUGAAUGAGAGAAGGGAAUGCCUGGCAUCAUGCAUAUGGAGAAACAGAGAAGCGGCCGAGUCUGUAAUGAGUGCUCCGUUGCAUAUCAAAGCUGCUAGCCUUGCAACCCAUUUUUAUGAGAGAUAUACAUUGGAGAGUUUUUGGAUUCAUUGCAACUCUGAUGGGUCUUACACUAUUGAAAUUAUUCGCUCAACAUCCUCCUCCUUCUCUUGA
Cryptomeria japonica (Japanese cedar) is the source of this 522-nucleotide messenger RNA. RefSeq lists its product as uncharacterized. The coding region runs from base 1 to 522 and encodes 173 amino acids. The record is from RefSeq and is a predicted model, not a curated record. NCBI's taxonomy places the organism in Eukaryota, Viridiplantae, Streptophyta, Pinopsida, Cupressales, Cupressaceae. The transcript is spliced from 2 exons.